This is a messenger RNA of Coffea arabica (coffee), 633 nucleotides long. The record is from RefSeq and is a predicted model, not a curated record. NCBI's taxonomy places the organism in Eukaryota, Viridiplantae, Streptophyta, Magnoliopsida, Gentianales, Rubiaceae.
AUGAGUAACAAUUUGAGCCUUCGUACCAUUCUCACUGAUUGCAAACUUAACGACACAAACUUUCUCGAUUGGCAUCGCAAUGUCCUACUCAUUCUCACUCAGGAAAAAAUUGAAUAUGUGCUUGAUGGGCCCAUGCCCCAGGAACCUAAACCAAAUGCUCCUGCUACUGCUCGAAAUGCUUACAAGAAGCAUAAGGAUGACAAUAGGGAAGCUUCAUGUAUCAUGGUAGCCUCCAUGACUCCUCAGCUUCAGUGCAAGAUGGCAGAGGGAGCACCUGUUGCUCCACACGUCUUAAAAAUAAUUGGGCUAAUUGAAAAAUUGGCCGAAUUAGGCUUUAAGAUGGACCAGGAGCUGAAUGUUGAUUUAGUGCUCCAAUUUCUGCCAGAUUCUUUCUCACAGUUUGUUAUGAACUAUCAGAUGAAUAAUCUGCAGCACACUUUGUCUCAGUUGUUGAAUGUGCUAAAAACUGCUAAGAAAGAAAUAAAGAAAGGGAAGGGUCCCACUAAUGUGCUUGUUAUUUUCACCUCUAAGAAGAGGAAGAAGCAAGGAAAAGGGUUUAAGAAGUCCACAAACAAACCUGUCAAGAAGGCCAAAGCAGACCAGCCUAAAGCAACCUGCUUUCAUUGUGGAUAA